Molecule: messenger RNA, 3208 nt
Organism: Tripterygium wilfordii
Lineage: Eukaryota; Viridiplantae; Streptophyta; Magnoliopsida; Celastrales; Celastraceae
Product: zinc finger CCCH domain-containing protein 19-like
Exons: 13
Coding region: 254-2863 (869 amino acids)
Molecular function (GO): DNA binding
Source: RefSeq, a predicted model, not a curated record
AUUUCUCAUAUUUGAAAGCACAACUAUCAGUUCUGUAGAAACCUAAUGGGUCUCUAGAGACACACCCGCACUGCGUUUUAGUCUUUCUUUUUACCGAAGCUAUGAUUUUUUUUUUUUUCAUUUUCCUCAAGUGGAUUUUUGUUCUUUUCUCCUAUGGAGACACCGAUGGUUGGUUUUGCGGAGAGCAAGUUUCAUUUCUUUUAAUAUGUAAAACUAUUGCCGCAUUGUGCCUUUUGGGUGCUUGAUUGUCAAGAUGUAUAUGCAUGUGUAUAUAUGCAUAGGUUGGGUGGCAAAGAUCAAGGGACUUUUCUUUUUGAAGAUGGGUAAGACGAGGAAGAAGUUAAAGAAGGAGGAGAUUGCAGAGGAUUGGUGUUUCAUCUGCAAAGAUGGGGGAGAACUCAGGAUCUGUGACUACAAGGAUUGUCUGAAGGCAUAUCAUCCACCAUGUGUGGAAAGAGACAGUUCGUUCUUGGAGGCUGAAGGGCGCUGGCUGUGUGAUCGGCAUUUUUGCUACGUUUGCCGUAGAACAGCGAAAUUCCACUGCCUCUGUUGUCCAUCAGCUGUAUGUGGCCACUGUCUGUGGACUGGUGAAUUCGCACUAGCUAGAGGAAAAGGAGGAUUCUGCAAUUACUGUCUGACGCUGGCUUUGCUUAUUGAAGACAAGAAGGAUGUUGACUUUGAUGGGAAAAAGAUAGACUUCAAUGAUAAAGACACAUAUGAGUUCUUAUUCAAGAGUUACUGGGAUAUAGUUAAGGUUGAAGAAGGUUUGACUAAGGAACAUGUACACUCUGCAUAUAACCUACUUAAUAGGGGCAAAAACUGCAUCCUUGGCACAGAAUUAAAUGAAGCUUAUGAAGGUAAAGAGGAUUUUAGUGACUUUGAAGAUGAAAAUAUUAUAUCUGAUUAUGAUGAAUCUAGUGAUAUGGACAAACAGAAGCAAGACCACAAAAGGAAGGGACCUAAGGGUAAGUCAUGCAUGGAAAGAAAGGUUAAGUCAAAGAAAAAAGAGUUUGUUGGAUGGGGAUCAAAACAGCUUUUUGAAUUCCUUGCUUCCUUGGGUAGAGACACUUCCGAGGUAUUAUCACAAUAUGAUGUCACUAGUAUUGUGUCUGAGUACUGCAAAAGGAACAAUCUUUUUGACCCUCAAAAAAAGAAUAAAGUUAUCUGUGAUGCAAAGCUGCAUACUCUUCUAGGAAGGAAAUCAAUGAGUAGAAAAGGCAUAUAUAACCUACUAAAUGCCCAUUUUGCUGAGAACAUGGAGGAAUCGGAUUAUAACUUUGAAUGCAAUUCAAAAGACAAGGUUGAAAAUCUCUUAAUUGUCAGUAAUAGACACUGUUCAAAGUCAAAUACGAAAUUUCACAAUCUGAGGAAGGAAGUAGUUCAGAAUGUGCAACGAAGCUGCUUUGCCUCUAUGGUCGUAGAAAAUUUCAAGCUUGUGUACUUGAGGAGGAGUUUAGUGGAGGAGCUGUUAACACAACCCCAAACAUUUGAUGUGAAAGUGUCGGGGAGUCUAGUGAGAGUCAAAUCCGAUCCCAAUGACUAUUUACAGAAAAACUCUCAUCAGCUCUUACAAGUGACAGGCAUAAAGAGAACUGUGAGAGAUGGUGAAGUAAAUGCAGAUAUUCUCCUGCAAGUUUCGAUUAUGCCGAAAGAUAUACCCAUCUGCACAUUGUCUGAUGAUGAUUUUACUGAGGAAGAAUGUGAGGAAUUGUGUCAGAGACUCAAAAAUGGGCUGAUUAGGAGGCCAACUGUUGCGGAGCUUGAAAAGAAAGCCAGAAGUCUACAUGAGGAUAUUACGAAACAUUCAAUUAAGAGAGAGCUCACUCUACUGCAAAAGCGCAUUGAUCGGGCAAAUGAGAAGGGACUGAGAAGAGAUCUCUAUGAGUAUAUGGAUAGACAGAUGGUACUUAAAACACCAGCAGAACAAUCGCGGUUGCUAAGUGAGGUUCCAGUAAUAAUUGCAGAAAUUGAAGAUCUUGAACCUGUUCAUGAGGAUUCUCAAAGAAAAGAUGAGUAUGAGUAUGGUGAUUCACUGAAAUCGGCUGUCCAAUUGGCUUAUAAAACCAGCAGCAAUGAUUUGAAAGGAAAUGAUUCAUACUGGCCCAAAGGCGAGACAGGUGCCCCAGGAGGUGGACACAUUCGUCCUAAAGAUUUCGUUCCAGAUAUUGGAUCAAAUUCUCCUUGUAAAGCUAAUGAAAAUAGAGAGAUUGGCAAUGAAGAGUCUCCUGCAAACAACACAAAAGGGACUCCACAAGAGGCAAAUCAUCAGUGCAUUGCAGGUCUAAGAGAACAGAAGGUCCAACUCCAUGCAGUUCCAGCAAUGGAUUUCAGCAGCCAUAGAUCAAGUAAAGAAAAAGGCUUGGGGAAGACGUACCCAAGAAGAAGGAAACUCAAACCUGACGGAUCCUUUUCUGAAGAUCUGCCUUCAGAGUCUUGCGAUGUUGCCCCUCAAGCACCUGUUCUUCAAUUGGACAAGUGUCAAUCUGGACAAGAAAUUAAAAAGAACUACCGUGCGGCAUCACCUACCAAAACAUUACCAAAACAGUCUCUGAAUCUUUCCCCUCAAGGCCAAGGCAUCAUCCAAAGUCACACAGUAGAUGCUGAAGAGAAGAACAUGAAGACGGAGAAUGCAUCAACAGUUGAGCUAAUCGAGUUGAGCGAUGAUGGAGAACUGGCAGCUGAGGACCCGGAAUGCUCUAAAUGGUUCUGUUUGACACCACUUGGUACGAAAAUAGGUCCUUAUCCAAUGUCAGUGCUCAAACAAUGGAAUGAUACUAGCCGUUAUACACUAAAGCAUAAGGUUUGGAAAACUGAUCAGAGCCAGGAAGAGGCUGUUUUACUUGGUGAUGCAAUUCGAAAGUAGGGAACUUUUUCAAGCCUUUCUUACUGUCAGUUUCUUGUGAAGAACUUCAAUGCUUUUUGAUUGCGACUUAAAGACAGUUGAGAACCAAGUGAAAGUAAAGAAAGCAGCAGAAUAGAUACAUUAGCAGCUUAUUCAAGGAAUUAUGACUUUGUUAUUGUGGUCAGUGAGCUAUAAAAUGUAAAUUAAGUGAAACUAUAUAUGGUAGAUGGAUUUCACAGCACCUAAACCGGAGAAAUAUAGUUAUGUUAUAUCCCCACGGAAUACCUUUUAUCCCCCAUUUAAUUGUACAAUGCGCUCGGUUCCUCCAGAGCUUUUUAGGUUAAAGUUGAUGCUGUUUUCUCCUAA